GGUCAUGCUGUCCAGGCUGUGAACAGGGAAGGCAGCGCUGUGGGGGCUGCUGGCAGCCGGGGCUGGGGAGAGACAUGUGGACACGUGGCCUCUAUGGCUCCUGCCUGCCAGAUCCUCCGCUGGGCCCUCGCCCUGGGGCUGGGCCUCACGUUCGAGGUCACGCACGCCUUCCGGUCUCAAGAUGAGUUCCUGUCCAGUCUGGAGAGCUAUGAGAUCGCCUUCCCCACCCGAGUGGACCACAACGGGGCACUGCUGGCCUUCUCACCCCCAACCCCCAGGAGGCAGCGUCGGGGCACAGGGCCCCAAGCAGAGUCCCGCCUUUUCUACAAGGUGGCUGCACCGAGCACCCACUUCCUGCUGAACCUGACCCACAGCCCUCGCCUCCUGGCGGGGCAUGUCUCCGUGGAGUACUGGACUCGAGAGGGCCUAGCCUGGCAGAAGGCCGCCCGGCCCCACUGCCUCUACUCCGGCCACCUGCAGGGCCAGGCCGGCAGCUCCCAUGUGGCCAUCAGCACCUGUGGGGGCCUGCAUGGACUGAUUGUGGCAGAUGAAGAAGAAUACUUAAUCGAGCCCCUGCAAGGUGGGCCCAAGGGGCACCGGGGCCCAGAGGAGAGUGGUCCCCACGUGGUGUACAAGCGUUCCUCCCUGCGUCACCCCCACCUGGACACAGCCUGUGGAGUGAGAGAUGAGAAACCGUGGAAGGGGCGGCCUUGGUGGCUGCGCACCCUGAAACCGCCACCUGCCUGGCCCCUCGGGAGUGAACGAGAGCGCGGCCAGCCAGGCCUGAAGCGCUCGGUCAGCCGAGAGCGCUAUGUGGAGACCCUGGUGGUGGCUGACAAGAUGAUGGUGGCCUACCACGGGCGCCGAGACGUGGAACAGUAUGUGCUGGCCAUCAUGAACAUUGUUGCCAAACUUUUCCAGGACUCGAGUCUGGGAAACAUCGUUAAUAUCCUGGUAACACGCCUUAUCCUGCUCACGGAGGACCAGCCCACCCUGGAGAUCACCCAUCACGCUGGGAAGUCCCUGGACAGCUUCUGUAAGUGGCAGAAAUCCAUCGUGAACCGCAGCGGCCAUGGCAAUGCCAUUCCAGAGAACGGCGUAGCCAACCAUGACACAGCCGUGCUCAUCACGCGCUAUGACAUCUGCAUCUACAAGAACAAACCCUGCGGCACACUAGGCCUGGCCCCCGUAGGCGGGAUGUGUGAGCGAGAGAGAAGUUGCAGCAUCAACGAAGAUAUCGGCCUGGCCACGGCAUUCACCAUUGCCCACGAGAUCGGACACACGUUUGGCAUGAACCACGACGGCGUGGGGAACAGCUGCGGGGCCCGGGGCCAGGACCCGGCCAAACUCAUGGCCGCACACAUCACCAUGAAGACCAACCCGUUUGUGUGGUCCUCCUGCAGCCGUGACUACAUCACCAGCUUUCUGGACUUGGGCCUGGGGCUCUGCCUGAACAACCGGCCGCCCAGACAGGACUUCGUGUACCCAACAGUGGCCCCCGGCCAGGCCUACGAUGCAGAUGAACAAUGCCGCUUCCAGCAUGGAGUCAAAUCGCGUCAGUGUAAAUACGGGGAGGUCUGCAGCGAGUUGUGGUGUCUGAGCAAGAGCAACCGGUGCAUCACCAACAGCAUCCCGGCCGCCGAGGGCACGCUGUGCCAGACGCACACCAUCGACAAGGGGUGGUGCUACAAGCGGGUCUGCGUCCCCUUCGGGUCGCGGCCGGAGGGCGUGGACGGCGCCUGGGGUCCGUGGACCCCGUGGGGCGACUGCAGCCGGACGUGCGGCGGCGGCGUGUCCUCCUCCAGCCGUCACUGCGACAGCCCCAGGCCGACGAUCGGGGGCAAGUACUGCCUGGGCGAGAGACGGAGGCACCGUUCCUGCAACACCGAUGACUGUCCCCCAGGCUCCCAGGACUUCAGGGAAAUGCAGUGCUCUGAAUUUGACAGUGUCCCCUUCCGUGGAAAAUUCUACACGUGGAAAACGUACCGGGGAGGCCUGCUCGCUCACAUGCCUAGCAGAAGGCUUCAACUUCUACACGGAGAGGGCGGCGGCUGUGGUGGACGGGACGCCCUGCCGCCCAGACACAGUGGACAUUUGUGUCAGCGGCGAGUGCAAGGUGGAGGGGACUCCCCGCGAGAGGGGAGGGGAGAGGGGGCCGGAGGUGGAGGGGGGCGGCUCCCUGACUUCCCCCACGCACACCGCUGCCCUCCCCAGCAUGUGGGCUGCGACCGGGUCCUGGGCUCUGACCUGCGGGAAGACAAGUGCAGAGUGUGUGGGGGUGAUGGCAGCGCCUGCGAAACCAUCGAGGGGGUCUUCAGCCCAGCCUGGCCUGGAGCCGGGUACGAGGAAGUCGUCUGGAUCCCCAAAGGCUCCGUCCACAUUUUCAUCCAGGACCUGAACCUCUCCCUCAGUCACCUGGCCCUGAAGGGGGACCAGGAGUCCCUGCUGCUGGAGGGGCUGCCUGGGACCCCCCAGCCCCACCGCCUGCCCCUGGCCGGGACCACCUUUCAGCUGCGACAAGGGCCGGAUCAGACCCAGAGCCUAGAAGCCCUGGGACCCAUUAACGCAUCUCUCAUCGUCAUGGUGCUGGCCCGGACUGAGCUGCCGGUCCUCCGCUACCGCUUCAAUGCACCCAUCACCCGAGAUGCACUGCCUCCGUACUCCUGGCACUACGCGCCCUGGACCAAGUGUUCGGCCCAGUGUGCAGGCGGCAGCCAGGUGCAGGCUGUGGAGUGCCGCAAUCAGCUGGACAGCUCAGCCGUGGCUCCGCACCACUGCAGCGCCCACAGCAAGCUACCCAAGAGGCAGCGCGCCUGCAACACAGAUCCCUGCCCACCCGACUGGGUCGUAGGGAACUGGUCGCGCUGCAGCCGCAGCUGUGAUGCGGGCGUGCGCAGCCGCUCCGUCGUGUGCCAGCGCCGCGUGUCGGCCGCCGAGGAGAAGGCGCUGGACGACAGCGCUUGCCCGCAGCCCCGCCCACCGGUGCUGGAGGCCUGCCACGGCCCGGCCUGCCCUCCGGAGUGGGCCGCCCUCGACUGGUCGGAGUGCACCCCCAGCUGCGGGCCGGGCCUCCGCCACCGUGUCGUCCUUUGUAAGAGCGCAGAUCACCGCGCCACAUUGCCCCCCACACACUGCCCGCCCGCGGCCAAGCCGCCGGCGACCAUGCGCUGCAACCUGCGCCGCUGCCCGCCGGCCCGCUGGGUGGCGGGGGAGUGGGGUGAGGUAGGUGGGCGCGCCCUGCAGGGAGGGAACCAGCGUACGGGUGGCAGGGUGGGUGGCCGUGCUGGGCUGCGGCUCAUCCGCGACUCCCCACAGUGCUCCGCGCAGUGCGGCUUCGGGCAGCAACAGCGGCCGGUGCGCUGCUCCAGCCACACAGGGCAGCCCUCACGCGAGUGCGCGGAGGCCCUGCGGCCCCCGGCCACGCAGCAGUGCGAGGCCAAGUGUGACAGCGCGCCCCCCGGGGACGGCCUGGAAGAGUGCAAGGAUGUGAACAAGGUCGCCUACUGCCCCCUGGUGCUGAAAUUUCAGUUCUGCAGCCGAGCCUACUUCCGCCAGAUGUGCUGCAAAACCUGCCAAGGCCGCUAGAGGGCGCACGGUCCUCGGAGCCAAGGCUGGGGGCCGGCUGGGGAUGGGGGUGGGGCGACCAGGCCUGCAGCUGGCCAGCCUGAAGGAGCCCGAGGGGGCAGGAGCUGGGAGUGAAGGGUGAGACGGAGCCGGAAGUUAUUUAUUGGGAACUCUUGCGGGGCUCCUGGCUGAGGGGGAUGGAGAGGGGCUGGCCACGCCCACGGCCCCUCCUUUGCCCGUCUCCCAGUUCAGAAUGAGACCCCCUCCAGGGUGGGUUUGAGGUGGGAAUAACUGUUCGCCCUAGUGCUCUUGCCACCCACCCUUAGGGAGACCCCCCAGCACAACCCCCGCCUUUGGUCGGAAUAUGUACUGUGAAGAGUGGGGGUGGGGAGGGGGUCAGCCGGUGCCCUGCCCCCCGCCCCAGCACUGCCCUACCCCUCCACUCUGAGCUGGGGGGGAAUCUAUGUCCGCCACGGGGGAGGGGAUUAGCACGACCUCCCUGACACCCUCCGCCUAACCAGACCAGCUACAGGGGGAGGCAGAGCUGGGAAGAUCCACCCCAUCCUGUGCCCUGCCUGCCCCAGGGGGACCAUGUCAUCCAGGCCACCCCCAUCAUGGUGCUACAGGCCCUGCCCUGGGGCCCACACACCCCUCGCCAGGAAGCCCUACAUCAAUAAAG
Messenger RNA from Kogia breviceps (pygmy sperm whale), 4243 nucleotides. RefSeq names its product ADAM metallopeptidase with thrombospondin type 1 motif 10 (gene ADAMTS10). Gene Ontology annotation, biological process: proteolysis; extracellular matrix organization. Lineage: Eukaryota; Metazoa; Chordata; Mammalia; Artiodactyla; Physeteridae. Gene Ontology annotation, cellular component: extracellular matrix. Gene Ontology annotation, molecular function: metalloendopeptidase activity. The record is from RefSeq and is a predicted model, not a curated record.